Messenger RNA from Spinacia oleracea (spinach), 2526 nucleotides. RefSeq names its product myosin-binding protein 7. The transcript is spliced from 4 exons. NCBI's taxonomy places the organism in Eukaryota, Viridiplantae, Streptophyta, Magnoliopsida, Caryophyllales, Amaranthaceae. The record is from RefSeq and is a predicted model, not a curated record. The coding region runs from base 617 to 2152 and encodes 511 amino acids.
AAAAUAAACAGGUUAAUAUUUUCAAAAAAAAAACAUUUAAAUCUAGGGUUUCAAAAACCAAAAAUAAUAAUAAAAAAAAUUGCCAUUCUUUUCCUCUUUCUCUCUCUUCUUCUUCGAACAGAUUUUUCGUUCCCCCUCCCCUCCUCUCCCUUUUACCAUUUUCCCUCGCUUUCGCUCUCCUCUCCAUCUUUCUCUCUCUUCUCGAGAGAAAGAGAAUUGCAGUUCUCUCUCUUCUCGUCUCUUUCUCUCUUUUUAAGAAAUUUUCCUCCAUUUUUCUUGCGCUUUCAGAUCACUCACCUACCCGUCGCUUAUUAUCUGGAUUGUUAUCAUUAUCAUUAUUAUUGCUGAUUGAUUAUUUGAGGAGUUUGGCUCACGUCGACGAUCUGGGAGAAUCGCUGAUUUGGUUUGAUAGAGGAAAGGGUGGGGUGAGGGGGGCACAUUUGUGAUUUUUUGAUACCCGGUGAGGGCCGGGGAAGAAUACAAUCAGAGAGGGAGGCUAUUAGGUAUUUGAUUGAUUUAUAUGUAGGUUUGGUCAAGUUAAGUUAGAGAGAGAGACUUGGCUGAAUUACUUGGUUGAGUUUGAAUGCAUUCGGAACUUUGUGUCAAUUUCUGAUUUAUGGAAAGAGAUACCGUAUCUUUCCCUUCGAAGAGCCUGGAAGAACAAUGCUGUGAUUGUGGAUGUAGUUGUUCUUUGACAGUUAGCUCUUCGUCGGAUGGGCCUUGGUUUCGGUCGGUGAAGAGGAAACACAAUGAGUUUGAGAACAGCGGCCGUUUACAGAUUCCAGGCCUUGACAACUGGCCUGUUGCGCGUGUUGGGAUUGAAAAAGAGUGUGCAAUUCUACGAGAAACGCUUGGCAGCCAGCAGGCUACGAUUCAGGAGUUAUGUUUGGAGUUGGAAGAAGAGAGGAACGCUGCUUCCUCUGCUGCUAAUGAGACCAUGUCCAUGAUUUUGAGGCUGCAGAGGGAGAAGGCAGAGGUCCAAAUGGAAUCUCGGCAGUUUAAGCGUUUUGCUGAGGAGAAAAUGUCACACGAUUCUCAAGAGAUUUCCGCCUUGGAGGAGGUGUUAUACAAAAGAGAACAAAUCAUUCAGUCCCUUACAUGUGAAAUUCAGGCCUAUAAGCACAGAAUGAUGAGCUAUGGCCUGACAGAAUCUGAGGCAGAGGGAUUGAAGGGCAAUUAUAGUCGCAACGAGAGUUUUUCUAGUGAUUUGGCAGGUGCUGUUGACUCUCACAUGUAUUCUUAUCCUCCACUAAGGUGCAAUUUGUAUGGAUCACAAGAGCAAUUAGAGCUUGAAGAUGAUGUUGAUAUUGAAAAUUACCCAUUUGGUGAUACUCCAAGAAAUCAAGAUCUGAAGAGUUUGGAAUACAGGAUCAAUCAAUUAGAAGGAACUCCUCAUGAUGUUCAAAUGAAUGGGGACUUUAGCUCUAGGAAUGUUCUGGAGAAGGUUAUCGUUGGUCAGUCUCCAAGGUGGACUAAACAUUCGAGGAAGGUUUCCACUGAUAGUUCAGGAUGGGGGCUUGGUAGAGAUAUGGGGCCAGAUCAGGGAAUGGAAUCUCCAAGGUUCGGUACCAGCUUCAAAAAACUUGAUUGUGUGGCUGAGGAAUUAAGAAAGUCAGACAGUGCAUCCGAAUAUGAAGAUGAUAUGAGUGAUAGAGUUUAUACCAUUGAUUCUAUACAUCCUGGGGCACCAUAUAACCAUUAUGUGGAAUCCAAGGUUGCUUCAAAGUUGGGUGAUGAGUAUGUAUCAACGCCAAAAUCACUAGGUCGUGGAGAUCUGGGAGAUCCUGAAGUUAAGAAGCUAUACCUGAGACUUCAGGCUCUCGAGGCUGAUAGAGAGUCAAUGAGGCAGACAAUUAUGUCAAUGCAGACCGACAAAGCACAGUUUAUGUUACUAAGAGAAAUUGCUCAACAGUUGUGUAGAGAUAUGACACCUGCUAGGCGCAUGCCUGCUCAGAAGUCAUCUAUUGUGAGGAGCUUUUCCUUCAUGGCAGCGUUCAAGUGGAUCAUGUCCUUCGUUUUCUGGAGAAAGAAAGCACGUCAAAGCAAGUAUAUGUUUGAAUUGACGGCAAAUAAUGUGGGUCUGCUAAUUCUCUUGGAUAAAAGCCCACACUCUAAACUCUGGAGAUGUGUUUCAUCCACACAAGUUAAAUAAGCUGAGCUACCGAAGUUGUAGCUAGUUUGUCAAUAUAAAGCUGCUUUUUCGAGCUUGCCUUUAAAUCAACAUUAGUUUCUGGAUUUAUUGAAAAAAGGUUGUUUGUGCAGCGUUCUUUAUAAUUCAUUUCAUACCCCUCUACCCUCCAUUGAAAAGUUUGGGGUUUUGGGUAUGCUCAACUGGUUCUUGAGCAAAAAUCAUGUGAUAUAGGCCAGUGAGCAGUUUGCCUUUUCUGAAUAUUAGGUUUUGAGGUAGGUGUUUUGGCAAAUUAUCCUGUAUAGUUCAGAUUCAUGUAUGACUACGUUGGAUUGCUGCUCUUUUUCUUUUUUUCUUUUUACUUUCAGAGUGAAAAAAUGAAAUUAUAUUUCUUAAUC